Molecule: messenger RNA, 1620 nt
Organism: Helianthus annuus (common sunflower)
Lineage: Eukaryota; Viridiplantae; Streptophyta; Magnoliopsida; Asterales; Asteraceae
Product: 2-oxoglutarate and iron-dependent oxygenase JMJD4
Exons: 9
Coding region: 64-1464 (466 amino acids)
Biological process (GO): positive regulation of translational termination; negative regulation of gene expression; protein hydroxylation
Cellular component (GO): nucleus; cytoplasm
Molecular function (GO): sequence-specific DNA binding; histone H4R3 demethylase activity
Source: RefSeq, a predicted model, not a curated record
ACCGGAGAUUCUGACUACGAUCAAAUACGGUUGCAGCAUCUUCUCCGGUGGCGAAAAAAAAGUAUGGGAUUGAAUAUCGUAGGGUUCGUUGAGAAGGUGAAUGGUAAUGAAAUGAGUUACACUACUUUUGCAGAGAAAUACCUAUCGAACAACAAACCCGUUGUUAUUACUGGACUCAUGGCCGAUUGGAGAGCUCGUAAAGAUUGGCUUUUUGAUGAUGGAACACCUAAUCUUCACUUCAUCUCUUCCAGUUUCGGUAAUUCUAAAGUUCAGGUUGCUGACUGUGGUAGCAGAGAAUAUACUGAUCAGAAAAGGUUUGACAUGACAGUGGCAGAGUUUAUUGAUCAUUGGCUUAAGCUUUCUUCAAUGGAACAUGGCAAUCUGUAUCUGAAGGACUGGCACUUUGUAAAGGAGCACCCAGAGUAUACAGCUUAUACAACUCCACAGUUUUUUCGUGACGAUUGGCUAAAUUUGUAUCUUGACCAUUAUCACAUGCAUGAAGACUGUGAUACGUAUCGAAAGAGAGACAACGUAAGCUGUUCUGACUACCGUUUUGUGUACAUGGGUGCAAAAGGAACGUGGACGCCUCUCCAUGCUGAUGUGUUUAGGUCUUAUAGUUGGUCAGCAAAUGUAUGUGGCAAGAAAAAAUGGUACUUUCUAUCUCCAGAACAACGUCACCUUGUCUUCGACAGGAACAUGAAAAAUUCUGUGUAUGACAUCUUCGAAGAGGUUGAUGACACAAUAUUUCCAAACUUUACGAAGACUAUAUGGUUGGAAUGCACACAAGAUCAGAAUGAAAUAAUAUUUGUUCCUAGCGGAUGGUAUCAUCAAGUUCACAAUCUGGAAGAUACAAUAUCUAUAAACCACAACUGGUUCAAUGCCUAUAAUCUCUCGUGGGUGUGGGAUCUUAUGUUAACAGAUUACAAGGAGGCUAGAGAGUAUAUUGAAGACAUCAAAGAUAUUUGUGAUGAUUUUGAGGGAGUAUGUCAGCGGAAUCUUGCAGCUAAUACAGGCAUGAAUUUCUAUGACUUUUUCAACUUCAUGGUGCGUUUUUCCUUUGCUAACAUCGUCCAACUUAGCCAUCUUGCUAAAAGUAGCGCGUCUGCCGACUGGCGCUCUUCUUAUACAGCUCAGAAUUUAAUCUUCAACCUUGAAUCUGCAAAAGAUAUUGCGAUAAAGAUGAAACUCACAUGUUUGUCGGAAAAUCAUAACAUUUCACUGGAUUUCGGAAGUGUUUUGGAAGAACCUGCUUUCUUGGAACUAUGUUUCCAACUGGAAAGAACGUAUGCUUUCAUACAUGAUAAACAUGAACCGACUGGUGAUAAGAAGAAUUUUUUAAUGGACGAGUUACUAGACAUGGGUCUUGGUAAAUUGUUGAGCGCUGUUGUUUGUAAUCCUGAAAAUCUAGCGACUCUUAUAGAUGACGCGUUGCUGAAUCUUGUAAUGUCGCCAAAUAAAAUAUAGUGAUUUGCAUCUUUUGCAUCUUUUUUUUUCUGGUGACUAUACCUUCCUCGAGAAGGCGAAUAUUCUUAGCCAUACUUAAUCUAAUCAUUCAUUUGUGUAAUAUUGAAUGCUUGUUAAGCAAGUUUUUCAGUUAAAUCAUACAAACCAGUUCUCACA